Molecule: messenger RNA, 2310 nt
Organism: Pseudomassariella vexata
Lineage: Eukaryota; Fungi; Ascomycota; Sordariomycetes; Amphisphaeriales; Pseudomassariaceae
Exons: 2
Coding region: 281-1837 (518 amino acids)
Source: RefSeq, a predicted model, not a curated record
AGACGGAGUAUCAAAAGACGAAAUGCGAGCGCCGUGGCAUCAAGACUUGGCACGGUUGUCGCGUUCCAGUAUCGCCGAAAAGUUUAUCGGACUCCAUUGACUCGUCGAGGUCUGGGUCGUCUAUGUUUACUACCGGCUUCUAUGCCCAGGUUUCUGGUUCUAUAAGGUCCACGGACUUAACGUGCAUUGAAUUCCUCUUUCACAAGGAGCUUCGUCUGCCAUCUAGGUGUGGUAGAUCACGGGUAAGAGUCAGGAACUCCAACCAACCCCCAUCACCAAAAUGCGGUUGCCUUUCUCCCACGCCGCCAUUCUCCUCCAAGUCUUCAAUAACACUGAACUCAAUGGUCCGGGCAACGCCGCCCCCGAAUCGCCGAUUCCCUUUGUCUCACAACGCCAGACACCACCAUCACCAGCUCCCGCAACAUCAGGUGUCAUCAACUUCACCCCGUGCCCCCCUUCCACGGGCCUAACCCCCAACAUCGGCCUUGAAUGUGCCAACUUCAGCGUCCCCGUCGAUUGGUCUGACUCAUCCAGCACACAAAUCAAGCUAGGCAUGGUCCGCCUGGCCGCCCAAUCCCCCACCCAACGCAUCGGCAACCUAUUCUUCAACCCAGGCGGGCCGGGCAUCUCCGCCGCGUCCAUUGUAAACGCCAUUGCAAACCGGCGGCAGAACUUCAGCGACGUAAUCCGGCAACGCUUCGACGUUAUUGGGCUGGAUCCCCGAGGCGUGGGGUUAAGCGCACCGGUGAGGUGCGAUUCGAAUGUGUCGAAUGCGAUUCCGCCAUUGUUGGAUCCGAACGAUGCGAACUCGUUACAAGCGCUGAUCCAGAUUAAUAGCAGGAUUGCUGCUAGUUGUCGGAAUUUGACCGGGCCUGUGUUCGACAAGGUUGAUACAAUUAGUGCGGCCCGGGACAUGGAAGCGGUGCGAGUCGGCAACGAACCUCUAAACUGGCUCGGCCAAUCCUAUGGCACUCAACUCGGUGCCCAGUACGCUUCCCUCUUCCCGGGCAACGUCCGCGCCAUGGUCCUGGACGGCGUCCUGCAGCACUCGGGCUCUACCCCCUCACAGCUCCUCAUAGAGCAAACAAGCGUAGAGUCCACCCUGAAGAAAUUCUUCGCCGCCUCCUCUCACGACCCCCAAAGCCCCCUCGCAGGGCAAGACCCCGCCACCGUCUGGGCCAAUGUGACCUCCGCCGCGGCAGCCGGGACUCUCAAAGCGCGGGGCUGCGACGGCACGCCCGCGACGGGCUGCUUGGCAAAUGUCCCCGUGGAGAACGUCGUCGGCGGGGGGCGGAACAUGUUGUUUUUCGAGUUUGCGUGGAAUAAGCAAUUGGGCAAGGCGUUGGCGCUCGCACAUAUGGGGGAUGGGAUUAUGUUUGCGACGGGGCUUAGCACGGGGACGGCGACGGAUAAUGAGGGUUUUGCCUUUAAUGCGAUUGCGUGCCAGGAUGGGAUUGAGACGGGACAGCAGACGUUGGCUGAGGUGCAGAAACGGGCGUUGGUUAGUAGGACGUUUGCGACUGUGCCGGGCAUGAAUGAGUUUUGGCGGACGAAGACGCUGUGUGAUGGGUGGACGCCUGCUGAAACGAAUCCCAAGAAGCAAUUGAAUGUGGUUGGUUUGGCGAAUCCGGUGCUGUUGGUGAAUAGCAUUAAUGACCCGGCGACAAGUGUUGUGUGGGCUCAGGGGAUGAACGACGAAAUCUCCGGGAGUGUGUUGACUUUCCGGAAUGGGAGUGGACAUACCAGUUAUUUCAUUGGAAACGAGUCCAAGAAGGCCAUGGAUGAUUACUUAGUUAGUCUGAAAGUUCCUGCUCCAGGGACUAUUUUUCAAUCGUAGACGUUAAACAAGCCGGUGCAUACCAAGAUGGGGAUUACACCCAGGUCUGACGGAUCCAUAUUUGGUGCAGCAUUCAGAUCCUAGACUCCCCCGGAUGAAAUCUAGUGACACCAUCCAAGCUGCCCGUACCAAAUUUGCACAAUGCAAGAAUUGGCAUGGAAAGUGCUCAGAUCCCCAUUUGGUUAAUCGGAACCGUAGCCACGGCAUUCAAAUUCUUGACCACGCCUACCUUUUCUUUGACUAUGCGUUCCAAGGCUCGCAUCUUUCUGGGCAGUAUAUCCGCAAACUUGUGGUUGAAGCCUAGGCCGUGUAAACCAAUGCGAGGUAUGUUCACCUCGAGUUUACGGCACAGUACAGCGCUUCUUCGUGUCGUCCCUAUUUCUCAAGGCACUCGGUCAAAUACAACACAGCCAAGACACGGCCUGGGUGCUCGUCAUCUUGCGCGGCUGCUUUGGCGUAUUUCGUUUCGUCCG